CCCAGCAGCCCAGGAAGCCGCCACAGCGUCCGCCCCAGCUUUAGGUGUCACUAUCCCUGUGAGAACACCAUGUCUGAGGUCCCCCGGGCUGAGACCUUUAUCUUCCUGGACCUGGAAGCCACUGGGCUCCCCAAUGUGAACCCUGAGAUUGCUGAGAUCUCCCUUUUUGCCGUCCACCGCUCCUCUCUGGAGAACCCAGAGCGUGAUGAGGCUGGCAUUCCUGUACUGCCCCGGGUCCUGGACAAGCUCACGCUGUGCAUGUGCCCAGAGCGCCCCUUCACCUCGAAGGCCAGCGAGAUCACUGGCCUGAGCAGCGAGAGCCUGGCACAGUGCCGGAAGGCCAGCUUCAACGAGGCCGUGGUACGGACGCUGCAGGCCUUCCUGAGCCGCCAGGAGGGCCCCAUCUGCCUUGUGGCCCACAACGGCUUUGAUUACGACUUCCCCCUGCUGUGCACGGAGCUACAGCGCUUAGGUGCCCACCUGCCUCGGGAUACCACCUGCCUGGAUACACUGCCAGCACUGCGGGGCCUGGACCGUGCCCAUAGCCAUGGCACCCGGGCCCAGGGCUGCAAGGGUUACAGCCUGGGCAGCCUCUUUCACCGCUACUUCCAGGCAGAGCCUAGUGCAGCCCACUCGGCUGAGGGAGAUGUGCACACCCUGCUUAUGGUCUUUCUGCACCGUGCUGCCGAGCUGCUUGCCUGGGCUGAUGAGCAGGCCCGCAGCUGGGCUCACAUCAAGCCCAUGUACACACCACCUGAUGACCUGAGCCUCGAGGACUGAGUGCCAGGGGCUCAGUGACAUCACUAUCCAGGGGGACAAGGCCCACUUCCUGCACCACAAGCAGCACCAGCCUUGACUGUUCAGCCGGACUUUGAGGCAUAGAGCAGGCACUGGACCAAUGCCGCGCUGCCUCGCCACCAUCCUCUUAGCCAGGCAUCCUCUUAGCUGGGUAUUUGCCAGGCCUUCCCUGGGCCCUGGCCUACCUGGUCCUACAGCCUCACCUGGCCCACUGGAGUUUGCUAAUUUGGGCUCCCACCCUUCAC
Messenger RNA from Molossus molossus (Pallas's mastiff bat), 1043 nucleotides. RefSeq names its product three prime repair exonuclease 2 (gene TREX2). Gene Ontology annotation, cellular component: cytoplasm. Gene Ontology annotation, biological process: DNA catabolic process. The transcript is spliced from 2 exons. Lineage: Eukaryota; Metazoa; Chordata; Mammalia; Chiroptera; Molossidae. Bases 70 to 780 code for a protein of 236 amino acids. Gene Ontology annotation, molecular function: 3'-5'-DNA exonuclease activity; nucleic acid binding. The record is from RefSeq and is a predicted model, not a curated record.